AUGAUACCCACCCCCGUCUAUACCACCGAAGCGCAUCCCAUUGGCGUGUGGCAGGCCUGGUACUCGGACAAUUUGGCGGCGAUUGAGGACUCCUCGAAAUAUGUCUUCUACGGCCCCAAUGGCCAUAACGACGGUAGCAACGACCUUCAGCAGAUAGCGGUGCCUUUCUAUCCCGAGUGGGCUGGACCUGUGGAGGGUAGCAACGGCAACGGAAGCAACGGGGGUCGGAAUGGCAGCGGCACCAAUGGCGGGAAAGGGUCUAACAACAACUCCUCUGCGUCUCACGAUAUUGCGACUGUCGCCAUCCCGACCCAGCCUCGCACGCCCCGCGACACGUGUCCCAAAACACAGACCUCAGCAAACAUGCGCGUAUAUUCCCCCUACGAGUACACUGACAGUCUCAACAAGCGAGUGUGCUGGACGCCAUAUUUUUUGGGCACUGAACGACAGGAGUUUGACUCUCAUCUGCGCAUGUUUAUGAAUUAUUGCCGCUGGGCCAACAUGAGACUACGACCGGCCCCGCAAGCGGAACGUGGCGACGUCAAAGCCGAGGUGGUGGUGACCACCCAAGCGGCUGGGUGCAUGCUAUCCCCAGGCACAAAACGACCGCGUAACAACGGCAUGUUGGAUAGUAUCAGUGAAGCCCAUGAUAGAGCUAACGCCACAACCCCCACCUCGAAUGACAGACCGGGUGCAACAGCGGCUUCUUCUUCACCCCACGGCCGAGGCAUGCCAAAUGCGAAAAGACCGAGCUACGGGUCAGUACCGAGCUAUGUGACGGCAGGUGCCCCAAACUAUGUGGCGACAUCGUCAACCCCAAGUUACACAGCAACUGCCGUCAAUUCCACAUAUGCGCCUACAACAACGACCUCUACAUCUUCGGGUGCCACAAACUCGCCAUACACAUUUCAACAGUCACAGCAGUCAUAUUUACCACCGCCACAACCGCCAACAUCGAAAUCAACAACCUCGUUGUCACCAUCAAUCUCUUCCGGGUCACCCAACAAUCAGAGCCUCACAUCUGUGUCUUCAAUCAGCAGCCCCGUGACUUCACCAUAUCAAACGCCGCAGACGCGCCCAUUGGUUCCCGAGGCAGCCCACGCCGCGCAAGCUGGGCAGCCGCCUUCCACCCAACAAUUCUACUCGGCAUACCAAAACUACUACAACCUAUCCCCUCAGAACGAGUUUCAGCCCUUUGAGGGAGACUAA
This is a messenger RNA of Yarrowia lipolytica CLIB122, 1209 nucleotides long. RefSeq lists its product as uncharacterized. NCBI's taxonomy places the organism in Eukaryota, Fungi, Ascomycota, Dipodascomycetes, Dipodascales. The record is from RefSeq and is a predicted model, not a curated record.